Messenger RNA from Erinaceus europaeus (western European hedgehog), 1800 nucleotides. Its product is annotated as interferon-induced protein with tetratricopeptide repeats 2-like. Gene Ontology annotation, molecular function: protein binding. The transcript has 2 exons. Bases 161 to 1474 code for a protein of 437 amino acids. Lineage: Eukaryota; Metazoa; Chordata; Mammalia; Eulipotyphla; Erinaceidae. Gene Ontology annotation, biological process: defense response to virus. The record is from RefSeq and is a predicted model, not a curated record. Gene Ontology annotation, cellular component: cytosol.
UCAGAGACAGGCAGGAAGCAUCAUGUGAUGAACUCCAACACCCUUACUCUCCCUUUAUAUAGUCCCUUAGCCUUUUCUUAAGUCAGUCUAGCAAGAGUGCUGAAGACAAAAGCAGCUUGGACUCCAGCUUCCCAGAACUCAAAAGAAGCAGACUGUCAGCAUGUGUGAGGCCAACAAGACGUCUCUGGAGGAAAUCCUUUCACAACUGAAAUGUCACUUCACAUGGAAUUUAUUUAAGAAAAAAGGUGUCCCAAGUGACCUGGAAGACAGAGUGUGUGAGCAGAUUGAAUAUUUAGACACCAAGGUCAAAGCUACAAUGUACAACUUGUUGGCCUAUGUAAAACACUUAGACAAGCAAGAUGAAGAAGCCCUGCAGUACCUGCAAAAGGCUGAAGAGCUCAUCCAGAGAGAAUACACUGGCCAAGCAGAAAUCAGAAGCCUGGUCACCUGGGGAAACUAUGCCUGGGUCUACCACCACCUGGGCAAACAGCAAAAUGCUCAGAAGUAUGUUGAUAAGGUGAAACAAGUGUGUGAGAAGUCUCCAAACCCUUACAGCAUUGAGUGUCCUGAGAUGUAUAGUGAAGAAGGGUGGGCCCUGUUAAAGUGUGGGGGAGAUGAAAAUAAAAGGGCAAAGGUGUGCUUUGAAAAGGCUCUGCAAAAAGAGCCAAAGAGCCCAGAAUUUACCUGUGGACUGGCCAUUGCGACUUUCCGCCUGGGUGAUGACCUGCCCCCUGAGGAACUUAUUGACCUUCUGUGGGAGGCCAUUGGGCUGAAUUCUAACAACCAGUAUCUGAAAGUGCUUCUGGCUCUGACACUUCAAAACACAAAUGAAGAAGAUGAAGGAGAGAGGUUAGUUGAAGAGGCCUUAACAGCAAUCCCAUGUGCAACAACUGUUCUUCAACAAGGAGCAAAGUUCUAUCAAAGGAAAGGUGACCUGGAUAAAGGUAUAGAACUGCUUGAAAAGGCUUUAGAAAGCACAACCAAUAACGCCCGCCUACAUUACUCUAUCGGGUAUUUAUGCAGGGGAAAAGUCUUACAAAUAAGUGACCCAAAGACUGGAAUGUUUAGCAAAAGUGAGGAGUUACAGGAGCUAAUAAAAAAAGCUGUGGGUCAUUUCAAGAAAGCUGAUGGGAUCAAUAAAAAUAUCUGGCACUAUCUUGGUGGCCUCUAUGCACUGUCAGAUCAGUAUGAAGAAGCAGAGCUCUACUUUCAAGAACAGUUCAGUAAGGAACUUUCUCCUGCAACCAAACAAAAACUUCACAUGUUUUAUGGCAACUUUCAGCUGUAUCAGAUGAAGUGUGAAGACAAGGCCAUCCACCAUUAUGUGGAGGGUGUGAAAAUAGACCAGGAGUCAAAGGAGAAAGAGAAGAUGAAAACCAAACUGCACAGAAUCGCCACAGCAAGGCUGUCAAAAGAUAAAGACGACUCCAAGGCUUUGCACCUUCUGCAAUUCCUCAAGGAGCAGAAUAGAUAAGUACAGAAUGGUGGUCCAAGAGGUGACACAGUGGAUAAAGCAUUGGACUCUCAAGUGUAAGGUCCUGAGUUCAAUCUCUGGCAGCACAUAUACCAGAGUGAUGUCUGGUUCUUUACCUCUCUCUCUACCUAUCUUCUUCAUGAAUAAAUGAAUAAAAUAUUUUUUAAAAAUAAAAAUUAGAGAAAUACAGACUACAGAUGAAAACCCUGAGAGGGAUUUGGACUCUGGAAGCCUCAUACUCACUCCUUUAGUUCAAAAUAUAUAGAUAAACAAACAAACAAAAGUGCUUGGUGAGUCCAUAGUCAGGAUGAUGAGAAGCAGCAGAA